Molecule: messenger RNA, 3416 nt
Organism: Lytechinus variegatus (green sea urchin)
Lineage: Eukaryota; Metazoa; Echinodermata; Echinoidea; Temnopleuroida; Toxopneustidae
Product: sialidase-4-like
Biological process (GO): ganglioside catabolic process; oligosaccharide catabolic process
Cellular component (GO): membrane; cytoplasm; lysosome
Molecular function (GO): exo-alpha-sialidase activity
Source: RefSeq, a predicted model, not a curated record
UCCUGUAUACUGGUACGUAUACAAAAUGGUGUUUUUCUGAUGGAUAACGGAGAAAGUGAGCUGAUUGCAAAUUCACUUGAAAAUAAUUGUUGAGUGGAUUUUAAGGCAGUCUGUCUGAUCCCAUGCGUUGCCUUCGGGUGCUUCUUCGAGCCAUGUUGGUGGGGGUACGCAAGGCAGUCCUGCGGGACGUACGGUCCUGCAUCAGCACACAGCUACUGGUCAUCAUCGUCAGCGUCAUGAUGGUGGUCAUCGUCGUCCGUCAGAUGCAGGGCCCGAUGGACGUCGUCAUCAAGGAGGAGAUCCUCCAGACCAAGGAUAUGUUUGCGACGAUGACGCCGCAAGAAACAGAACCAGAAGUUAUAUUCAAGUCUGGAAUGGGAAUAUAUAAUACUUCUAGAAUACCUGCAAUAGUGCACCACAAGGACACCUUCCUUGCAUUCUGUGAAGCUCGUAAAGACACAAGCCAUGACAUCGGCAACAUCCACAUCGUCCUACGGAGGGGUCAGAGGUCAGGGUGGAAGGUCAAAUGGGGUGAAUUACAGGUGGUGGCAUCCAGGCAUGGUUACAGAGCCAUGAACCCUGUGCCGAUCGUUGACAAGGUCCUGGAUGUGAUUCUCCUGGUUUACCAUCUUAUACCCACCUGGGUCAGUCAGUGGAAGCUCAUCAGGGAUGGUGUUUUCAAGCAGCUAGUUAUGGUUACAAGGAGUUUUGAUAAUGGAGAGACGUGGACAAUAGCCAAAGAUAUCACUGCAUCAACGCUAGGACAGAUGAAACCUCCCCCAGCACUAUACGCACCAGGACCUGGGCAUGGUAUUCAGCUGAAAUCAGGAAGACUGCUCGUAGCUGGGAAUUAUUUCGUCAAAGACGAGGUCGGACCACUAUUACAUUAUCUUGAUAAUUUUCACAACACCACCAAUUAUGCUAAUGUGAUCGCCAGUGAUGACAACGGUGAGACCUGGUUCCUUGGCGGGAGGAUACCGUUUGGGGUGGACCCGUUCUGGAGACCGAUCCAUGGAAAUGAAGCAACAGCUGUGGAGAUUGAUAAGGGCCAUGUUUGUAUUAAUGGCCGAACCCUCCACGCUGAUCUGACGCGGGUCGUUGCCAUCAGCGAAAAUGGGGGCGAGACCUUUGGGGCUGGGCGUCUAGCCAGAGAGCUUGUAGAACCGGGCUAUAUUUUAACCGAUGAGAAAUUUGUCAUUCCUGCAAAAGCUGCUGGUUGCCAGGCCAGCAUGAUAGGAUUCCCAGCGCCCCGCCCCUACGUCACCGACUCCGGCACGUGGGUCCUCUUCUCUAACCCCGCGUCGCCCAAGUUUCGUGAGCGCCUCUCGAUACGCCUCAGCAAAGAUGGAUGCAAGACGUGGAGCCCCGCAUGGAACAUAUUUUCAAAUUUCUCUGGCUAUUCGGACCUCACGUACUUCGAGAUGAGAAAUCCAAUCACGGGUCUAAAAUCGCAAAAUUUUGCUGUUUUAUUUGAAGCUGGCAACACAACAUCUCACGAUAGUAUUAUGUUCAAAAUAUUUAAUAUAGAAUCCCUUUUAGGUGGACUAGAUAAAGGGAAAUUAAAAUUUGAUCCAGCAGUUUGAAAUUUUACGUUUUGUAGAUCUGAGGGGUGUUUCACAAAGCUUUAAGCAGGUCUUAGAGUCGCACUUCAAUGCUGAUGCGUUCUAUACCGUACGCAAUAUGGAAUUGAAGUGCGACUUAAGUCACAUUUUUUGUGAAACACCCCCAGGGUUUAUUCAUACUUAGUUCUCCAUGAGAACCUUUUUUAGUGUACUGGCAUUAGGGAGCAUUAGAUUGCAAAAUGAAAUGGUGGACUGCUUCGUAAGUGACGUCAUCUCAAGGCAUUCCGCAUGAGCUGCAUUAUCUCCAACAUUCAUUUGAGAAAUUGAGAAUGUGAAUAUCGCGAUUCUGACUAUCAUGUGCAUGAUGUCAUCGCAAGCCAACUUCUGUGGCCGUUUCACGUUGAGUGCAAUCUAACAGGUCCUAUCUAUGAUAAACAUGUCGUACCUGACUUUGCCAACACAAAUAAGUAUAUACUGGGGUACAGUUUCCAUUCAUUCACUCAGAGAGUCCUUACCGGUCUGAAAUGCUCUAGAUAAAAACUACAUUAUCACAGUUCAUAUUCGUGUUCACAUUGAGUUCAAUUUUUGUCUCCAAGCAACAUGACUACUCCAACAUUAACAAGUGGUAUACUGGAAGGCCGUACUUGUCCACACAUUUUAAAACUUCUUAUUAAUCUUCUUUGGGCACGACAUGUAGAUUUAACUCAGGCAGCCCUUCGUGUUUUCUGUAAAUUGUGAAUUGUGUACUGCCAACUCAUUCACUCACCACAUGGUCUACCUUCAUUUAGUCUAACGCCAUUCCGUCCAACAUUUCGUCUAACAACCAUUUGAUCCAGUGAUCAUUUUGUCUAAUCAACAGUUUGUCUAUGACCAUUUUGCCUCAUAAUCAGUUGGUCUAACAUCCAUUUUUUUCAUUACUUAAUCUAAUUAAAGCAAAUGGUACAUGGACUAAAUGGCUAUUGGACCAGCUGGUUAUUAGAAGAAAUGGGGAGUAGACGAAAUGGCAAUGUGUGGAAAUGUGAUGAACUGAUGGUAGGCCAAAUGAUAGUAGACAAGAUGGCAAUCGGACGAAUUGACAUUAAACCAAAUGAAAAUAAACCGUGUGGGGUGAAUCCGUGACCUCACGUUUGGCUACAGGGGGUGUUUCACAAAGAUAUAAGUAUGACUUAUGGGGUGUUGCAAGAAACUUGCGAUCAAUCGAUCGCAAGUCUAUUUUUGGUCCCUAAAUCAACCGUAUGUCUUGCAGUUCAUUGAAAUUUAGUGAUUGAUUGCUAAUCUGCUCCUUGAAACAAGAAGUUUAAUCCGAUUUGCUACAGCGAACAUUGAUCUAUCAGUUUUAGAUUGCUACAGAACAUUUUCAAUUGAUCGCAAAUAUUUUCUUGCAACACCCCCUUAGAGUCAUUAGAAUAUACCGUAAUUACUUCAAGCAUUCUUAUUUUUUGUAAAAAGCUAUGAGCUGAAAUAGAUAUAUUAGGAUAAUCAUUGAGUAUUGCAAAUGUAAAGUACGCUAAAGUGAAAUAGAAUAUUUAUUAAUAGUCAUCGAUUUUAUAAUCAAGAUGACAACUAUGUAAUCAGUAUCUACUGUGAUAUUUUUUGUUAUUGUCGUUUAAUGUUGUGUGUUGUCGUGAAUUUAUCAUUAUCCUCACCUGGCUCAAAUUCACAAAGGGAUAGAGAUAUUGAAUUGAUGGAACUUUUCAUUAUAAUACAUGUACUAUUCACUCACCUGCGCAUGAAUGAGGCAGCAUAUAUAAACUGACCCCAUUUUGUGCAGCCAGAAGGGCCCGAAUUCACAAAAAGGUGGUUCUGAAAACCCACGGUUGAGUCCAUGGUUUAUGCAGAAUUCCUGUAUAAAUU